ACCACGGCCGGCAGAUUGACUGGAUUUGGAGACCAUGUCUAAUAAGCGUCAGCACCAGCAACUUGACGGCGGCCGCGCCGUCAGAAGGCCGCGGCCUGCGCCAAAGAAGCACCUCUAUGUCGUGCUCGAUGAUUGGGACAAGGGCUUCAGCAUCCACAAGAUUGAUGCCGACACUUUGCAAGACACCUGCACCACCGACCUGCAGGCUGGGUUCCCUGACCACGCCGUCCUCCGGUUGCCGGCACCGGUGCAUGGUCUUCACAUGGGCUUUGCCGCCCUGGGCAGCAACAUCCUCAUCGCCACCAACACAUGUUGUCUACAGACUCCCGCCCUCGUCUACGACACCGAGACAGCAGGAAUCAGCGUUGGCCCUCGCCUGCCGCUUUCGCUGCUUGGUAACGACACCAUCACCAUAGCUGCUGGCGGUAUGCUGUAUGCACUGACACGUCACCAUAUCAACGAGCAGCACCAUUUUCGGGCCAUUUCCUGGGCACCAGUGGAGAACGACGAUGAUGAGCCCUGGGAUCCAAGGCCAGCCAUGAGGUGGUCCUGGAAAAGCGUGCCCUCGCCGCCGACAUUUGACAUGGAGGAUCAUGAGAUUACCUCCUACGCGCUUCACCCGGAUGGGCACGCUAUAUUUAUAUCGGCGCACGAGAGGCGCUAUCCGUAUCUUCCCAGUGGCACCUUCUCCUUCGAUACCAAGCAUUCUGAGUGGAGGUGUCAUGGGGAAUGGACGCUGCCAUUCCAAGGCCAAGGUUACUUCGACAACGAGCUUGAUGCAUGGGUUGGGCUUCGUAAAGAUGGCUACAUUUGCUCCUGUCAAGUCGCCUCCCGCAGCAACACAAGUACUGUGGAGCCGGAGUGGAAGAUGGUCAAGGAGAAGUUGUUCCUCAAGGUCCCGGAGAGGCAGCUGAAAUCGGCAAGGGCCACUCUAGCGUACAUGGGCAACAGGAACUUUUGCCUUGUGGAGUUUUUGCUAUGCGAGGGAGGCGAGUUUAAGUACGCCUUUGGUGACCGUGAUGGUUGUGUGCUCCAGAUGAGCAUGUUUGGCCUUAAGUAUGAUCGUAAGGGAGAACUGCAAAUCAUGCGCCACCGCACGGACUCCUUUGUAGUUUCAAAGCAUCUCCUGACAGUUUCUCCUGUAGUGUUCUGGAUGUAAACCUGUUUUAUGUUAACCGUGUCCCAGUAAUGUAAGCGAUAUUUGAGGCAUUUGAUGAGGUGAUUAUUUUACACUUCACAUAUAAAUUUUUCCAAGAUUCUCUCA
Messenger RNA from Brachypodium distachyon (stiff brome), 1264 nucleotides. RefSeq lists its product as uncharacterized. The record is from RefSeq and is a predicted model, not a curated record. Lineage: Eukaryota; Viridiplantae; Streptophyta; Magnoliopsida; Poales; Poaceae. The coding region runs from base 35 to 1159 and encodes 374 amino acids. The transcript has a single exon.